AAAUCAACAUCAAUAUCCUGUUCUAGUCCUCUACGUCUGACCACUAGUGUUCCAGUAAUGAUUACAGUCAAUUUUUGAUUCAGCAGAUAUGGUUUCUAAUAUUUUGGCACCAUAUAUUAGUAGUAGUAUAAGAUGCGAUUGACUUGAGUUGAAAUCUAAGUCAGGAGACAAAAUGAGGCCAUCACAAAUGAACUGCGUAAAGUCUCUUGUCGUUGAAGUAAAAGUUCAAGGAAUUGAAAAACGAAAGGACAAAAACUUGGAGUUCGUGCUGAUUGUCAAGUGGUCUAAUGGCGACCAGAAGAUUAUCGCAAGACAGUACAGCAUGUUUUUCGACCUACAGGGUGGCUUGAAGCAAAUCUACAAGGGAAACCCAAGUAUCACAAUCCCUGAACUUCCAGUUCCAAAGUUUCGUGGGGCCAUGCUCUUUUCAUCAUUAGCAAAGAAAGAGAGUAAGGUGAUAGAGGAGUUUUGUCAGCGAAUCAUUCGUCUCCCUUCCUUGGUGUCCGAAUCAGACAUCGUAGAAAGGUUUUUCAGUGAAUGGGGUACAGAUGCAGUCUACCAAGACAGACACAAAAGAGGCUUGCUCGAACGAAACUCUUUGCCUGGGGAACAAACCAAGGAUAACUUAGUCGAGAAGUACAGAACGAUGGCGAGUUACAAGGCCUCAUCGAGUGGAGAGAUGAACUUGGAUGAGAAUGAAGUAUUGACAGUGAUAGAGAAGAAUCAGACAGGUUGGUGGCUGGUUACGAAGGAUAAUGGACAGCAUGGUUUUGCACCUGCAACGUUUCUAGAGCCUUUGGAUCCAAACAGGAAAUCUGAGUGCGAAGAAUGGAUCGAUUAUGACGGUGAUUGUCGUGUGUGGGUGGCCAUUCAAUCCUACAAAGCACAGAGUCAUGAUGAAGUGAGUUACAUUAAAGGAGAGGAGAUGAAGGUUAUCGCCACCAGUAGUUUUGGUUGGUGGAAAGUCAGGUAUCAUGGAAAGAUAGGCGUCACUCCGGCAUCCAACCUGAGACCAAAGCAGGAAAACAAUGAAAUCACCAUUAGCAAUCCCACCUAUAAUACUGCCGCCCAACCAGCGACCAGGAGAGCAUCUUUUACAAGUGUGGGACCCAUCUAUGCCAGUAUGAGAAGACCACCACCGAGAAGGGAUUCAAGCAAAGAAAAGCUUGCACGUGCAGCACUUCCAAAUCCAGACAAUGCGAAAACUCUUGAGUAUGCGGUUGCUCAAGUCGACAGCCCGAGGUCAGGUUUUCCUGCAUCACCAACAGAGGAAAAUUGUGAUGUGUUGUAUUCGACUGUUAUCCCUAAGCACCUGAGACCUCCACCAUCGAAAAGCCCAAAGAGUAGCAAUCCAGAGCGAACAUAUGAAGAAGUCAAAGAAGAUCGUGCCCCAACACUGCCACCAUGCUUCGUAAACAGCUACAAUGAUAGUACUCCACUCACCCCCCAGGAAGAACAAUACUUAGAGCCUGUUGACUCAAAAACACAGUUUCCUGCAGAGGAAACGGCCACAAGUACAGGACCUGUCAAGCAUGGUUACUUGAAUGUGAGCAACGGGUUCAAUUUGUUCAAGGCCGCUGCAGACUACGACGUCCCUCCUGACCGCUAUGAAGACUUGCCCAUAUCAGCAGGAUGUAUAGUCCGCGCAACGAUCAAGGAUGGUUCCUUCUAUUACGUGUCAACCCUUGAUGAACCAUCUCGCCAAGGAUGGGUGCCUGAGCACAUCCUACAACACGUCAAUGGCGUUGGAAGGACGGCCAAUCGCAGGUCACAGUCCGUUGGUGACAUACAAGAGGACAAACCAGACAUGGCUGAGAAGUUGAAAGAACUACACAACAAAACACCGGUCCCUGCUCCACGCCUGGAUAAGAGGCGAUACCAAUCCUUCGAUGCAACUGGGAGCAGCAGUUCUCAAGAAGACAAUCUUGACCUCUAUGAAACAAUUUCAGGAACUGAGUCUCUUAAGCUUUCGGAUUUGGCAAGUUCUGCGCCUUGGUAUUACGGCAAACUGAAGCGACAAACAUGCGAAGAAAUAAUGCUAAAGACGGCAAAUGAGCUGGACUUCCUUGUGAGGGAAAGCAGUCAGAAGUUCGCUUCGUAUGUGCUCUCAGUGAAGUUCUCCCGAAAAAUUCGCCAUUUCCCAAUCGAGACAACUCCAAGUAAGAAAUUUGUGAUUGGGAAACACGCUUUUGACUCGUUGCCAGAGAUCAUCUGCUUCUACACCGAAUACCCUCUGUUUUACACUCAAAACAAGGAACCAGUCUUUCUCAGACAACCCUUUAAACKAUCAUGACAUGUCACGUGAUCGGGGCUUGGUUAUCGAUCGACUCUAAAGAAAACACAAAAGUCCCAAGCUAGGUUUUAGUGAAUGUUUAUAUUAAAUACCAGUUUCAAGAAACAUAGACCUCUUUACUUUGGGCGUAUAGACCAAAUUYAAAACUCGCACCGAUGUGAGGCUUAAGUUGUGAAUAAAGGAAUCUGGCGUGAUUCGUGACUUUUGAAUCACGCCAGAUUCAUUUGAGUCACGCCAGAUCCCUUUGUUCACA
Messenger RNA from Actinia tenebrosa (Australian red waratah sea anemone), 2546 nucleotides. RefSeq lists its product as uncharacterized. Gene Ontology annotation, biological process: superoxide anion generation. Gene Ontology annotation, molecular function: phosphatidylinositol binding; superoxide-generating NADPH oxidase activator activity; protein binding. Gene Ontology annotation, cellular component: cytoplasm. The record is from RefSeq and is a predicted model, not a curated record. NCBI's taxonomy places the organism in Eukaryota, Metazoa, Cnidaria, Anthozoa, Actiniaria, Actiniidae.